ACCGUUGAAUGUGUUCAAAGAUAUUUUAUUGGCUGGCGGCAACCUGAACUGAUCAUAUAGCAUUAGGCAAAAAAAAAGAAAAAAAGAAAAAGAAAAUCACAGCACAAAAAUUUAAUUUUAGCAUAUAAUUUUAGAUAGUUGAAUUUUGCGGUUUGAGGAAUGCUGGAAACGCGGUAAUUGUUUUGCAUGGAUUAGACGGAUUUCCACCCUCUGCUCUGCUUUGCUCUUUCUGGCAUUGAUUCGAGGUUGGUGAUUGGAUUUGGGAGGUAUCCCAUUUGUUGUCAAGCUUUUCUUUCCCUUCUGGGCAUUCAAGUCCAAGUUUUUUUUUAUUGAUUUAGAAGGGAAAGAGAGCAGAAGGAUAUUGAAAACUUUUUAGCUAUUAUUAAUAAUUUCAAAUCUGAAAAAUAUAUAAAAAUGAGCUUCAUCUCCGGACUGAUUUCCAGGCAAGUCUUGCCUGCAUGUGGUAGCCUAUGUUUCUUUUGCCCUGCAAUGCGUGCAAGGUCCAGACAGCCUGUCAAGAGGUAUAAGAAGCUGAUUACUGAAAUAUUUCCUCGUAAUCAGGAGGAAGGACCGAAUGAUCGCAAGAUAGGAAAACUGUGUGAAUAUGCUUCAAAAAAUCCUUUACGCAUACCAAAGAUCACAAAUUCCCUUGAGCAAAGGUGUUACAAGGAGUUGAGAAAUGAGAAUUUUCAAUCUGUGAAAAUCGUUAUGUGCAUUUACAGGAAACUGUUGGUCUCUUGUAGAGAGCAAAUGACACUAUUUGCUAGUAGCUUACUGAGCAUUAUACAGACUCUGCUGGAUCAAACACGACAGGAUGAAGUUCAAAUUAUAGGAUGUCAGACUCUUUUUGACUUUUUAAAUAAUCAGAAGGAUGGUACUUGCAUGUUUAACUUAGAAGGCUUUAUUCCUAAACUCUGUCAGCUAGCCCAAGAAACUGAAGAAGGUGAAAGGGAAAGAAAUCUAUGUUCAGCUGGACUGCAAGCACUUUCUUCGAUGAUUUGGUUUAUGGGUGAACACUCUCACAUUUCGGUGGAAUUUGAUAAUAUUGUUUCUGUAGUCUUGGAAAAUUAUGGAGGCCCAAGGAAAAAUUUAGAGAACCUUAAUGUUUCCCAAAGUCGGUGGGUGCAAGAAGUGCUAAAAAAUGAGGGUCAUGUUUCUCCAUUGCCAGAUGUCCUCAUAACAAUUCCUUCUUGGGAGACAAUUGUGAACGACAAAGGAGAACUAAAUGUCACAGCGGAAGAUGCCCAGAAUCCCUGCUUCUGGUCCAGGGUUUGCUUACAUAACAUGGCAAAACUAGCAAAGGAAGCUACAACAACACGGCGUGUUCUCGAGUCUUUGUUCCGUUACUUCGAUAAUGAAAACUUAUGGUCUCUUCAAAAUGGUCUUGCCUUUCCAGUCUUAAAGGAUAUGCAGCUUUUAAUGGACAGUUCCGGACAGAAUAAACAUAUUUUGCUGUCUGUAUUAGUUAAGCAUCUUGACCACAAAAAUGUCCUCAAACAACCUGACAUGCAACUUGAAAUUGUUGAGGUUACAACCUCUCUUGCUCAACAUUCAAAAGUUGAGCCUUCUGUAGCAAUACUAGGUGCAGUUAGUGAUGUUAUGAGGCAUUUACGAAAGUGCAUACAUUACGCACUCGAUGAUGCAACUAUAGGGUCUGACAUUGUAAAUUGGAACAUGAACUUUAAAGAAGCAGUGGAUAAUUGCCUUGUACAGUUAGCACGUAAGGUUGGAGAUGCAGGUCCGAUUCUUGAUGCUAUGGCUGUGAUGUUGGAGAACAUCUCAAAUGUUACAGUUAUAGCCAGAACUACGAUCUGUGUUGUCUAUCGCACUGCUCAAAUUAUAGCCUCAAUUCCGAAUCCAUCCUAUCUAAACAAGGCAUUUCCCGAGGCUUUGUUCCAUCAAUUGCUCCCAGUUAUGGUCCACCCUGACCAUGAAACACGAAUUGGAGCCCACCGUAUCUUUUCUGUUGUUCUUGUGCCAACUUCAGUCUGCCCUCAACCAUCCUCUGUUACUCCAGUAACAAACAAAGCCUCUGGUAUUCCAAGAACACUUUCAAGAACUGUCUCUGUCUUUUCUUCUUCAGCUGCCCUUUUUGAGAAGCUAAGGAAGCAGAAACCUUUCUCAAAGGAGAAUGCUUGUCUAGAGAACAAAGAAAAUGUUGCUAGUGAGGGGGAACUGAAGAACAGUAAUAAUGGGAUUCUGAAUAGAUUGAAGUCAUCUUAUAGUAGAGCAUACAGUUCAAGAAGUCUGCCUGUACCUUCGGCAACAGAUGAAAAUUCUCUGAGCGAUUCAAAUACAGUAUCUGAGGCCAAUUCCCUACGGCUUAGUAGCACCCAGAUUGGUCUCUUGCUUUCAUCAAUUUGGGCACAGUCUAUCUUUCCUCAAAAUACUCCACAAAACUAUGAAGCAAUUGCUCAUACAUACAGUCUUGUGUUGCUCUUUUCUCGAGCCAAGAAUUCUAGUAAUGAGGCUCUUGUUCGUAGUUUCCAGCUAGCUUUUUCAUUGCGAAGUAUCUCUCUUAAUGAAGGAGGGCCACUUCCACCAUCACGUCGAAGAUCACUUUUCACCUUGGCAACUUCGAUGAUCCUCUUCUCAUCAAAAGCAUUCAAUAUUCUCCCUAUUGUCUAUUGUGCCAAGGUUGCUCUUUCAGAAAGAACGGUUGAUCCAUUUCUGCGCUUGGUGGAAGAUCGCAAGUUACAAGCAGUUAACACUCAGUCUGACCAGCCAACAAAUGUUUAUGGGUCUAAAGAGGAUGACAAUUUGGCUGUAAAGACACUCUCAGAAAUUCAGAUUGCCCCAGAGCAACAUAGGGAAAACCUUGCUUCGGAGAUCGUGAAAAGCUUGGGAAAUUUGUCAGGACCUGAAUUGUCCACGAUACGGGGACAGCUGUUAAAUGAAUUCUUACCGGAUGAUGUGUGUCCACUAGGUGCCCAGUUGCCUCUUGAUGCACCACAUAAAGUAUACCAAGCAGGCGCAGAAGAGAAUAAAUCUAUUAAGGAGGGAGAUCCAAUUUUCUCAAUAGGUGACGAUGCUUUUCCAGAACCAUUUGAAGUUCAAACCAAGGAUAAUUCAGAGUUGUCCUUAGGAAUUCCAAAUCUCUUGGAUGUCAAUCAACUCCUAGAAUCAGUAUUGGAGACGGCAAAUCAGUUUGGAAGAAUUUCUGUCUGCACUGGACCUGAGAUGUCUUACAAGGAUAUAGCCCGUCAUUGCGAGGCACUCCUAACAGGAAAGCAGCAGAAGAUGUCUCAUUUGAUGAGUAUCCAACUGAGACAAGAAAGCUUGAUUCGCUUAUCUUUUCAACAUCCUGAUAAUGAGACAAAACAGACUGGUCCUUUCCUUGAGCAAACUGGUAGUACUAAUCCCUUCACACAACCAGUUGGCACUCUUCCACUGCUGUGUGCAACUGAGUACCAGAAUCAUCCUCGGUCCUUAAGUUUACCAGCUUCAAGUCCAUAUGAUAACUUUCUAAAAGCAGCUGGUUGUUGAUCCUGUAAAAUUAUGGAGUUAAAAUUUUCAAAAAACAUCCGACAAUUGUUCGUGUAGAAGGACAAAAAUAUCCAUCUCACUUUUAAUCCAAGGCCGAAAAGGUACAGUGCUGUUGAACUGUUGAUUUUAAAGCUACUCAAAGUUUUUUCAGCUGCAACAAAUUUCUAUCAUGUGCUUCUUGGUAUGCGGAGUAAGGCCAGCAUUGUGAUUUAGAUUGGUUGAGUUUGUAAGUUUGUUUAGCAUUUAAUUCAUUCAUUCAUUUCCCUUUUCCUUCCAUUCUAUUAUGAAGUUUCCAGAAGAUGCCAAAAGUUUCCCACUCUUCGUAUUGUAAGUAAUUUACUUAUUUCUUCUUCUUUCCAUCAUAGUGAUGGACAUGGAUGUAAAAUAUAAGGCUUGAUCUCAUUAAUUUUGGGAUAUGUCAACCCAUGUAAUGAAAUGUUACUUUUUGUUCUUCAUAUAUUAAGGCAGAAUUUUUCUCAUUGUUUUGCUUACUUAUGGAACUUUCAUUUUUGCCUACCUUACCAA
Durio zibethinus is the source of this 4011-nucleotide messenger RNA. Its product is annotated as protein SEMI-ROLLED LEAF 2. Lineage: Eukaryota; Viridiplantae; Streptophyta; Magnoliopsida; Malvales; Malvaceae. The record is from RefSeq and is a predicted model, not a curated record.